This is a messenger RNA of Rhagoletis pomonella (apple maggot), 1386 nucleotides long. RefSeq lists its product as uncharacterized. The record is from RefSeq and is a predicted model, not a curated record. The transcript is spliced from 3 exons. Gene Ontology annotation, cellular component: nucleus; transcription regulator complex. Lineage: Eukaryota; Metazoa; Arthropoda; Insecta; Diptera; Tephritidae. Gene Ontology annotation, biological process: regulation of transcription by RNA polymerase II. Bases 141 to 749 code for a protein of 202 amino acids.
UAAACAAUUAUUUGUUAUUAAUAAUAUUAUUUGUUGCUAACAACAAUAUUUUUUACAGAUACCUUACUUUUUUAUCGUUCCGGCUGCUGUAUUAUCCGAUUCUUGUGUGUUGGUUGGUAUAUCGGAAGCUUUAGUGCAAGAUGUUCGAAGAAAAACUUAUAGCAGAGAUUGAAAAACACAACUGCUUGUGGGACAAACGACAGCUUAGUUACCGCGAUCGGGUGAAGAAAGAUUUGGCUUGGCGAAAUGUAGCUGCUGCUGUGGGACAUCCUGAGGAAAACUGCCGAAAGCGAUGGAAAUCGUUAAGAGACCGAUAUGGAAUAGAAUUGAAGGUUGAUCAACAACCUAGCGGAAGUGCUGCGUCGUUUUUGAAAGACACGGUCACGCCCAGACAGACAACAACAAACAUCGUCUCCCAAACGCCAGAAGUUCUCGGACAAGAACCAGAUAUACUGGAUACUUCCUUUGGAUUCCAAAUAGGCGAGAGUGGGAACAUUAUAAUAGAAGAGCAAGAAACCACUGCCCCAACGCCGGCUAAGAGACAAAAGAAAAAAAACGAUGAGAACGCCGCCUUUAACGAUCUAGUCAACGAAGUAAGUCAGUUUGUGGAUAGUCAAAAAAAAACACACAACAAUUUCUUGGGUGCGAUUGGCGAAGUGUUUGAGAAGGUCCCAGAAGAGAGCCGCCUAGAUUUUCAAAUGGACGUACUUCAAUACGUCUAUGCUCAAUAUAAAAAUUAUAAAAAUUGAAUUUACGAAAUUUAAAAAUUUAAAUGACAUCCAGUUUGAAUUCAAUUUUGCGAACUUUAUAUGUAAUCUAAUUUAGUAUGAAAUCUGAUUUUGAUUUUGCGAAUUAAAUAUGUAAUCGAAUAUAUAUGUAAUAUAUAAUAUAUAUAUGUAAUGUAAUAAUAUGUAAUAAAUAUGUAAUCGAACCUGAAAGAUGUGACGACAUUUAAAACAUUACCAAUAAGUGCCCUCAUACUGUGAGUUCAAAUUUUUGUUUUCUAUCUUAAAUAAUAAAAACAAAGCAUAUUCAGUGAGUAGUAAUUAUUUAAAUUUUAUUGUUAAAAAGAUGUGUCUUCAGAGCAUCCCUUAAAUCAUAAUUAUUUGAACUGCCUCGGUUCGAUGACACCCUACUUAUUGAGGGCAAUGGAACUACUUCGUUUCGCCAUGAGCCAGCGAUGAUGGCAUCCUCUUCGUAGCGAUCAACAAAAUCGCUUGCUACAUAGUUUGCACACGAAAGCUUAAUAAAAUUAUGCAAGACAAUACAAGCUUUCACUAUUUGUUCUGCAUUUUUCGGGGCCAUGCAUAGCGUCGUUCUCAAUAUUCUCCAUUUGGCAGUGAGUAUUCCAAAUGCGUUUUCUAUAACUCUUCUUGCACGAGAGAG